Molecule: messenger RNA, 2573 nt
Organism: Eucalyptus grandis
Lineage: Eukaryota; Viridiplantae; Streptophyta; Magnoliopsida; Myrtales; Myrtaceae
Product: tRNA pseudouridine synthase A
Exons: 2
Coding region: 665-2197 (510 amino acids)
Biological process (GO): mRNA pseudouridine synthesis; tRNA pseudouridine synthesis
Cellular component (GO): nucleus
Molecular function (GO): pseudouridine synthase activity; RNA binding
Source: RefSeq, a predicted model, not a curated record
AACAUGGGUUGAGAGUUCUCUUUAAUAGUUCACCGUCUCUCAGUUAGAAUCUCAGCCAUACUCUCAAUCAUCGAAUUAAUGCAUAUCCUAUCGUGGUCGUACCGAACUAUCAUAUGAAGGCUCAACAUGCAAUCAUCCUUUGAAUUCCUAGCCAUAGUUUUCUUUUUAAUGAUGAGGCGGGGUUGAGCCUCGCUAGUAUAUUUCACAAAGCGCACGAGAAAUGACUCCUCUUACCUGGUAGACACGACUCGAAAAGUUCUGAGUAAUGUCAAUAAUAAACUCUCGAUGUACGUACCUAUUUGUAAAAUUAAACCUCGGGUUUGCACGAGAAUUUUCAGACCUCAUCAAUUUUGAGAUAUCGCCGCGUCACGCGACAUUGAUGGACAUAGAAGGCGAGGCAAGUGACGCUCCGUUGCAUUCGGACGCAUGCAUAACUCACACGACACGUCGUUUUCAAAUGUCUCCUCCAUGUUGAUGAAUGAGAUUCGGGGGACUAGGGUUUAUCAGUCGCCAGACCCAAUUCCUACGACUUUCCCUCGCUUAAAGAACCGCUAAUGGAGCCGCCCACCAAUCACGACAGUCCCUCGCUCGACCCCCCGCCGCCGCCGCCGAAGCCCCGCGAUCGCCGCCGCGUCAGCAAGAGCCCGACCCGAAGAAGCCCAAGAUGUCCUCCACCACCACCACCGACGACGACGACGAAGCCGCCCCCGCCCUUGCCGACGCUGCCGGCGCCGGCGACGAGACCACCAGGAAGCCCAGGUACAAGCGCCGCAAGGUCGCCAUCUUCUUCGCGUACUGCGGCGUCGGUUACCAGGGCAUGCAGAAGAACCCCGGAGCGAAGACCAUCGAGGGCGACCUCGAGGAAGCCCUCUUCCUCUCCGGCGCCGUCUCCGAGGCCGACCGCGGCAACCCCAAGCGCUACGACUGGGCCCGCUCGGCCCGCACCGACAAGGGCGUGAGCGCCGUGGGGCAGGUCGUCUCGGGGCGGUUCUACAUCGACCCACCCGGGCUCGUCGACCGGCUCAACUCCAACCUUAACCCGCAGAUUCGGAUCUUCGGGUACAAGAGGGCGACGGCGUCGUUCAGUGCCAAGAAGUUCUGCGACCGGCGCAGGUACGUGUAUUUGAUCCCGGUGUUUGCGCUUGAUCCGAGCUCGCACCGCGACAGGGAGAGCGUGGCGGCGAGUUUGGGGUCUGGGAAUGAGCUCCUUAAGUGCUUGGAGUGUUCGGAGAGAGGGCGGAAGGUUGUCGGCGUGAUGGGUAAGCGCAAUUUCGAGUUAAGGGGACAUGUGAGUGAUUCGAAUGGGUGUGAAGAGGCCACUGUUGACUCCGUCGACGCCAAAGUUGAGUCGGGCAUUACGUCGAACGACUGCUGUGCAUUCAUGGGAAAUGAAGGUAAGGAGGGUAUUGUUGAUUCCUCGAGCAAUGGCAUUGAUGAUAAAUCCAUUUCCGAUGUAAUUGACAAGGUAGACACAUCCACUAUGGUGGACACCGUAGUCUCUGUGGACAGCGCACCUGCUGAUUCGGAUACGGGUUCAGUGCUUAAUUUAGACGGCAAAAUUGCAGAGACUAUAGUAAAUGGGGAGGAGAAACCAGUGAAAGGAAGUGAGUUUUGUUAUGGGGAGGAGAUGAAGGAGAGGUUCAAUAGGAUUUUGGGGUAUUAUGUGGGAAGUCACAAUUUCCACAACUUCACCACCAGAACGAAAGCUGAGGAUCCCUCAGCACAACGGUACAUUCUUUCUUUCAACGGCAACACUGUAGUCACCGUUGAGGGUAUGGAAUUUGUCAAGUGUGAGGUCGUGGGUCAGAGUUUCAUGCUUCAUCAGAUACGGAAAAUGAUGGGACUCGCGGUGGCAAUCAUGAGGAAUUGUGCUCCGGAGACUCUGAUUGUGAAUGCCUUGCAGAAGGAUGUUAAAGUCAACGUGCCAACGGCUCCUGAAGUUGGCCUGUACCUGGACGAGUGCUUUUUCACAUCAUAUAAUAACAAAUGGAAGGAUAGCCAUGAAGAGCUCUCCAUGAAAGACUACGAGAAAGAGGCAGAAGACUUUAAAAUGAAACACAUAUACCCUCAUAUAGCCUUAACAGAGCACAAAGAAGGAGUUGUGGCUCUCUGGUUGCAUUCUUUGAAUCAUCGUAACUAUCCUGAUUUACGUGCUGGUGACAAGCAAGAAUUGACAGAAAAUAAGAGCAGUGAGUAAGGGACAUGGACGUGGUGAAAUUUGUUUGUUUGACAUGUCAGGAUGCUUCUCGUUGAGAUGCUUUUGCCAAUCAGUCUUUGCCAUCCAUGUUCAGGUGACUUUGGUAUUUGAUCCUGACACUUAUCCUGUGCAAUGCUCUCUCGUUACUUAGAAGAGUUUGGAAACCUAAAAAUCAGAUUAAGCUUGUGCGAUUUUGCGAAAUUCUACAUCUGUCCUAUGUAUGCUUAGGCUCUUGUUCGGCAUCCGAGACGGCAUGAGAAGCAGGCAAGUGAGCUGCAGUCACGUUUUUCUUUGCCAUUUUUUUAAGCUAAACAUGUCGUCGUGUCUAUCUUGAGAUUAAGACAUUUAUGAAUGGCCGGAGAUCUUUGCGCAUUAA